Messenger RNA from Aegilops tauschii subsp. strangulata, 1569 nucleotides. NCBI's taxonomy places the organism in Eukaryota, Viridiplantae, Streptophyta, Magnoliopsida, Poales, Poaceae. The record is from RefSeq and is a predicted model, not a curated record.
AUGGAGGGCCCCGCCGCCGCGGCGCCCCCGCCCGCCGUGCCCGCCGCGCCCGUCCCGCCCGCCCCCGCCGCCGCCCACCCGACCGUGGCCGACGUGGUGGCGGCGACCCACGUCGGGGCCAAGCGGCGGCGGGCGGGCCUCGCACCUCCUCCUGCCGCCUCCCCGGCUCCCGCCCCGGCCACCGUCACCGCCUCGGCGCCCGCCCUCGUUGCCUCCCCGACGCCCGCCCCGGCCACCAAGAAGAGCCGGCCGAAGGCGGCCUCUCAUGGGCCGCGAGGGGCGGCCUCCAAGGUCGCCGGAUCGUCCCCGGCCGUGACCAAGCCGCGGAAGAAGCUCGCGCAGCGGAACAAGCCCGCGGCCCCGCCCGCCGCCGUCGCCGAACCUCCUCCCGCCGCGCACGAGGUGUUCGAGGAAAUGGCAACCCCAUCCUCGUUCAUGGACCUCCUCCAAAACGCGGAGGUGGACCUCGGAGCUCCGCCCCUAGACCCCUUUAGGGUUGGUGACGACUUGGAGGAAAAGGAGGAAGAUGAGGAGGAUGAAGGGGAUGACGAGGAGGAGGUGGCCGAGAUAGGGGAGGAGGCAUUCACCGCCGCUUCCCGCCCACACGCGCGGUCGACAAACUACACCGAGCCGGAAGAUGUCCUCUUGGUUCGUGCUUGGGCGGCUGUGGGAAUGGAUGCAACCACCGGCACCGAUCAAACCGGUAAACGGUAUUGGCAAAGGAUCGAGGACGUCUAUUGUAGGAUCAAGCCGAAGAAUAGUGGGUUCAUCCAUCGCACUUUCCGGUCGCUUCAAGGCCGGUGGGAGUUGAUCAAGCCCGCUUGUGCUCGUUGGAGUGCGGCCAUGGACCAAGUGAGGGAUGCACCACCUAGUGGAACCGUGGAGAGCGACUAUGAGACAAUUGCCGGCAUGAGGUACAAGGAGAUGGCCGCUUCCAAGGGCAAGCCAUUCCCACCACCUAGUGGAACCGUGGAGAGCGACUAUGAGACAAUUGCCGGCAUGAGGUACAAGGAGAUGGCCGCUUCCAAGGGCAAGCCAUUCCCAUUUAAGCAUGUUUGGUCAAUUCUUCAAACCUUUGACAAGUGGAAGUUGAGGGAUCAAGAGACCGCACCCAAGGAGUCGGCAAUGCUAAGGAUGGAUGAUAGUGAAGAUGAGGAGGAGAGGAACUUGGGCAAGCCCGAGGGAACCAAGAAGGGCAAGCUAAGGGUGAAGAUGGAAGAAGAGGCGUCAAGCCUAAGGGAGAAGAUGGACCACAUGAUGAAGGCAAGAGAGGAAUUGACAACGAAGACAUUGGAGACGAAACUUCUUAUCACCGAGAAGAAGAAAGAGGUCAAGCUUGCACAAGUUGAAGCAAAGCGUGAAGAAGCAAAGCGCACGGCCGAGUUGGAGGAGAGGAUGAUCAAGCUCAAAGAGGCAAAGGUAUGGAAAGAACUCAUGGUGGAAGAGAAAGAGCACAUUAUGAUGUCCAAGAAGGACAUGGAUCAAGACCAAUUGCAAUGGUGGAAGGACACCAAGGAGGACAUCGCAGAGAGGAAGAGGAUGUUCCGUGUUGCGUCCUCUACUUUUUGA